This is a messenger RNA of Amphimedon queenslandica, 6584 nucleotides long. Its product is annotated as dynein beta chain, ciliary-like. The transcript has 34 exons. Gene Ontology annotation, biological process: microtubule-based movement. The annotation marks the transcript as partial. Gene Ontology annotation, molecular function: ATP binding; dynein intermediate chain binding; dynein light intermediate chain binding. NCBI's taxonomy places the organism in Eukaryota, Metazoa, Porifera, Demospongiae, Haplosclerida, Niphatidae. The record is from RefSeq and is a predicted model, not a curated record. Gene Ontology annotation, cellular component: axonemal dynein complex.
UAAACCGCAGGUGUCAUUAUUUUGAAAUCUUGUCUCUGUAUUGAACUCGCUCUUCUUGAACUUAAGAGACUUCUAAUAAUACAAAGCCUUUCCUCAUGACUGAAGAGGAGUCGGCUGAAAAGCCAAAGCCGGAUAAAUGGGCAAAGAUGGCCUCUUACCCCAUUCCGCUGGACCACUUAUCCUCAAUGGUGGACUCAGUUCUCGUUCCUCUUCUUUCGAGCUCCUCCAAUCACGUCAAAUGGCCGCAAGUGGUUGCCUCAGAUAUUAAGAGACAUGUUGGUGAUUUGAAGAGUGAUGUAUAUGUAUUGUCAGGUCUCGUGAAAGGAAAGACCCUCUUACCUCUACCGCCUCAAGUUGAUGCGGUCCUGGAAGCAGCUGAACUACAGUUACAGGGUAAACCAUUUGAGAAGAACCUGAUUCAUACAGUAGAGACAGCAAUCAUUGAUUGGUCCCAUCAGAUACGAAGUGUUUUAGUUAAAAGCUCAGCUCAGCCUCUCCUUCAAGGACUUGACCCAGGACCACUGGUUGAGAUUGAGUACUGGAAACAUCAGGUCAUUGACCUGGAGAGCAUUGUAGAGCAGAUGUAUGAGGAUAAAGCACAGAAGAUGACCUGGCUAUUGGAAAGGACCAAGAGCAGCUAUUUCAUUGCAUUACAGAACAUGACUGCUGAUGUCACUACAGCUCUCAAUGAAGCUCAGGAUAUUUAUAUUCACUUAAAGCCACUUAGGCCACACUUUGAGGAUUUAGAAGAGUGUGACUAUCUAGAGAUUCCACAGAAGCUGGGACCAAUGUUCCACUGUGUGUGCCUUGUAUGGUGUAACUGCAGUCAUUAUCAGCAACCAGCAAGACUAGUGGUACUAUUACAAGAAAUAUCAAACCUAAUGAUUAAUGUGACCGUUACAUAUAUUACUGAUGAGAUAUUGAAGACAGAAGCAGAGGAAGGGAUAGAGAAGAUACAGGGAGCUCUUAGUGUCUGCAAGAAUUAUGUUGAUGUCUAUUACAGCCACAAGUCAAGAUUGAAGGAUUACUUUAAGGAAAAGCCAGUCAUUGAGUGGGACUUCCAAUCUACUGUGGUCUUUGGACGAUUUGAACAGUUCAGAGAAAGACUGAAAAUUAUUCACGAAUAUUUUUGUUUGGUUUUGGAGUUUUUAAAGUUAGAAAAGAUUGAGUUUGGAGGCCUGCAAGGGAAAUGUUUGAGCGAUGAAGUAAUCAACAUGUUCAACGAGUUUCAAGAACUGAUGACACAGCUAUCUAACAAGACAUACAACCUUCUCAUCAACUGCAAAGAGUUUCAUGACGACUUUAAAAUGUUCUUUGAUAAAGUGUCACUAAUGGAGCAGAGACUGGGCACUAUUGUAUGCCGAGCCUUUGAAGACUGUGGCAACUGUGAAGCAGUAUUCAAGUUGAUUGAUAUGCUGGGGACCCUACUGGACCGACCCAUUAUUCAUAAAACAUUUGAGCCCAAGUACAAGAUACUCAUUGAUAUGUGCAGUAAAGAGCUGGACACAGUUAAAGUCCUCUACGACCAGCAGUUGGCUAGCAUGAAGAGUCCAACGGGUCCCAUUGUUAAUAAGAACAUGCCUAAGGUAUCAGGAUCACUCCGCUGGAGUCAGCAGCUUCAUGAUAGGAUUGAACUCACCAUGGGGAAACUACAAACACUGAGUUGCAUUUCAAGGGACAGUCCUGAUACUAAGGAUGUAUUCAGUAAGUAUGAUGAAAUGAUGAAUUAUAUCAGCAGUUUUGAAGCUGAUGUCUUCACAAGGUGGGCCAGUGACAUUGAGACAAUAGCUAAGACUAACCUUGAGAAGCCACUGCUAGUCUGGGAGACAAAGGAUGGGAAGGAGGUGUUGAAAGUGAACUUUGACCCUGAACUGGUAGCUUUAUUGAGGGAAGUGAGGUAUCUGAAGCAGCGUGAUGCCCCACCAGAUCAGGUCAUACCAGACAGUGCACUAGCAGUGUACUCCAAUGAAGACACUUAUAGGAAGUUCCUACAGAACCUUGAUGUGGUUGUCACACUAUACAAUAAGUUGAAGGCUACUGUGCUAGGGGUUGAGGCCCCAUUGAUUGAUAGGCAGAUGACUGCCAUUGAUACUGAACUGAACAAAGCCAUUGAAGACAUUAACUGGACAACUGAAGGUGUAUGGGGGUAUAUACAGGGUACUAGGGAUAUGGUACGGGAUUUAGAGAAGAGGGUCAAACUGGCCAAGUGUAAUGUUGACACUAUUAACAGUAUAUUAGCUAAAAUCUGCCAGAAACCACUCUAUCAGAGAAAGGAUGACAAGAAAGACUGUCUACUAAACCUUGAGGAUCGUGAGAACAUUCGUAAGGUAUACUACGACACAGUGAGCACAGAAGGACAGGCCAUACACAAACUAGUGAUGGAGAACAGACAACACUUUCAAGCAGAAGAGGACUCAGACAUAUGGAAGAAUUACCUCAACUAUAUUGAUGAAAUAACACUAAAAGGACUCUUCAACUGCGUCCAUACAUCACUCCAAUACAUACUCCAGAACAUUGACAAGGAGAAACCUGACCUGCCUCCUCUCCUUGAAAUAAAACUAGAGCUACAGGCUCCUGAAGUGAUAUUCCAACCAUCACUUGAGCCUGAUGCCCCUACAGGAUUCUGCCAUCUUGUUGAGGAGCUACUAGAAGACAUGUUCAACGUUGCUUCAUUGGUACCGCGAGUUGCUUCACAUAAAGACCAUUCCAAUUACUUACCUGAUGUAGAGGAGAUGUCAGAGCUAUUAGACAUGAGGGAAGAGAUUGUGUCACGAGUUGGAGCUGCUAUUGAUAAAGCAGUUGAGUAUCGUAACUCGUUUGAUUCAUAUGCUUACCUGUGGGUUGAUGACAGAGUAGAGUUCAUGAAGCAGUUCCUAUUGUACGGUCAUGUAUUGACUGCUGAUGAGAUAGAGCUAGCUGGUGAAGAGGGAGUACCUGAAUCACCUCCAACACUAGCUCAGUUUAAGGACCAGGUUGAUGGAUAUGAGCAAAUUUAUACUGAACUGUCUCAACUCAAUGGUUGUGUGGUGUUUGAUAAAUGGUACAGAGUUGAUAUUAGACCAUUCAAGAUGGCACUGCUCAAUAUAGUAAAGAAAUGGAGCUACAUGUUCAAGCAGCAUCUUGUGGAUCAUGUUACUAACAGUCUCUCUGACCUAGAGCAGUUCAUCAAAGUUGCAGUUAGUGGUUUGGGUGUUGAGAUAGAGGAGGGUAAUUACACCAAACUAGUUGAAGUGAUGGGUCACCUAAUGGCAGUGAAGGACAGACUCCAGAGCACUGAUAAUCUCUUUGAGCCGCUCAAGCAAACCAUUGAACUACUCAAGACUUAUGGACAGGACAUGUCUGAAGAAAUAUAUCACCAAUUACAAGAACUCCCCGAGCAGUGGAAUAAUGUUAAAAAGCUGUCAGCAGUCAUGAAACAAACAGUAGCUCCACUGCAGGCCAAUGAAGUCAACAUUAUAAGAAGGAAACUAGCAUCAUUUGAUGUUAAGCAGCACGAGUUUAGAGAGAAGUUCAGAAGUACUGCUCCUUUUUCAUUCACUUCAGAUUCAGUUUACCAAAGGAUUGACAUGGCUAAUAUUGAAGUCCUCAGUAUGGAGUCCAGUAUGAAGGCGCUAUAUGAGUCAGCUGGUCUAUUUGAAGUCAGUGUGCCUGAAUUUAAACAACUCAAAGCUUGUAGACGUGACAUUGUAAUGCUUAAGAGCCUGUGGGACACUAUAGUCCUAGUACAGAGCAGCUUUAAUGACUGGAACGGGACACUCUGGAAGGAUAUCAAUGUGGAGCAGAUGGAUAUGGACUGUAAGAAGUUUGUGAAGGACAUACGUACACUGGACAAGGAAAUGAGAGCAUGGGAUGCUUUCACUGGUUUGGAUUCAACUGUUAAGAAUAUGGUCACAUCACUAAGAGCUGUUGGUGAACUACAGAACUCUGCCAUCAGAGACAGACACUGGCUUCAAUUAAUGCAAGCAACACAAGUUAAAUUUGUCAUGUCUGAUACUACUAACCUCGCUGAUCUUUUAGCACUAAACCUUCACAACUUUGAAGACGAGGUUCGUAAUAUUGUUGAUAAAGCUACUAAAGAGUUGAGUAUGGAGAAGACACUAAAGGAAUUAGACAAGACAUGGAGUGAGAUGGAGUUUGAGUCUGAGGAUCAUGCAAGAACUGGUCUCAAACUAUUGAAAGCAACCGAAGAACUCAUUGAAACGCUAGAAGACAACCAGGUCCAGCUCCAGAAUAUGAUGACCUCAAAGUUUGUCGGUUAUUUCUCUGAGAGCGUCUCCGACUGGCAGAAGAAGCUCUCCAAUGCCGACUCAGUCAUUACUAUAUGGAUGGAAGUACAGAGGACCUGGUCUCAUCUGGAGAGUAUAUUCAUUGGGUCUGAAGAUAUUAGAGCACAGUUACCGGAACACUCAAAGACAUUUGACACCAUUGAUAGCGACUUCAAGAGGUCAUUAGAGGAAGUAGCUCUGACUCCUAAUGUAGUAAAAGCUACCAAUAGACCAGGUCUGUAUGAUGAACUGGAAGAUAUCCAGAAAAGACUCUCUGUGUGUGAGAAGGCUCUUGCUGAAUAUCUUGAGACCAAGCGUCUUGCCUUCCCUCGGUUCUAUUUCAUCUCAUCAGCCGAUCUCCUUGACAUAUUGUCCAAAGGAAACCAACCAACACAAGUUGCUCAUCAUUUAUCAAAGUUGUUUGACAGCAUGGCAAAGCUCAAGUUUAAAACAGACGCCUCAGGAGUUGAGUCACCAGACGUUACUGUUGGAAUGUACAGCAAAGAUGGAGAAUAUGUUGACUUUGAUGAGCCCUGUGUCCUCUCCGGUCAAGUUGAGCUCUGGCUCAAUAAACUAUUGGAUAGGAUGCAAGCUACAGUGAGGCAUGAGUUCUCAGAGUCUGUGGUAGCUUAUGAAGACAAGCCAAGAGAGCAAUGGCUGUUUGAAUUCCCUGCUCAAGUAGCUUUAGCAGGAACACAGAUAUGGUGGACGACUGAAGUGAAUAUAUCCUUUGCAAGGCUAGAGGAAGGAUAUGAGAAUGCUUUGAAGGAUUAUUAUAAGAAGCAAGUCUCACAGUUGAAUACGCUCAUUAACCUCCUCCUGGGUGAUCUAAGUAAAGGAGACAGACAAAAGAUAAUGACCAUAUGUACUAUUGAUGUGCACGCUCGUGAUGUUGUUGCUAAAUUGAUAUCUCAGAAGAUUGAGAGCUCUCAGGCCUUCCUUUGGUUGAGUCAGUUGCGUCAUCGCUGGGAUGAGAACCUGAGGCAUUGCUUUGCUAAUAUCUGUGACGCACAGUUCCAGUAUACUUAUGAAUAUCUGGGGAACACUCCUAGACUAGUUAUAACACCCCUCACUGACAGGUGUUACAUUACCCUCACUCAGUCCCUCCAUUUAACAAUGAGUGGUGCUCCUGCUGGUCCUGCUGGCACUGGUAAGACUGAGACUACCAAAGACUUAGGAAGAGCACUGGGUAUGAUGGUAUAUGUAUUCAACUGCUCUGAACAAAUGGACUAUAAGUCUUGUGGUAAUAUAUACAAGGGAUUGGCCCAGACUGGUGCCUGGGGUUGUUUUGAUGAGUUCAACCGUAUCUCAGUUGAAGUCCUCUCAGUGGUAGCUGUACAAGUGAAGAGUAUUCAGGACGCCAUUAAGAUGAAGAAGGAGAGGUUCUUCUUUGAUGAUGUGGAGAUUAAGAUAACACCAACAGUUGGUUUAUUCAUUACAAUGAACCCGGGAUAUGCUGGUAGGACUGAACUACCUGAAAACCUCAAAGCACUCUUCAGGCCUUGUGCUAUGGUGGUUCCUGACUUUGAGCUGAUUGCUGAGAUAAUGUUGGUGGCUGAGGGUUUCAUUGAUGCACGUAUACUAGCAAGGAAGUUCCUUACUCUAUACACUCUGUGUAAGGAGCUGCUGUCUAAACAGGAUCAUUAUGACUGGGGACUGAGGGCCAUUAAAUCAGUACUGGUGGUAGCUGGGUCUCUUAAGAGAGGAGAUAGAGGAAGACCUGAAGACCAGGUAUUAAUGAGGGCAUUAAGAGAUUUCAACACUCCAAAGAUAGUGACAGAUGAUGUUCCAAUAUUCAUGGGAUUAAUUGGGGAUCUGUUUCCAGCACUGGAUGUACCCAGAAAGAGAGACAUGGACUUUGAAGCAUGUGUCAAGCAAAGUGUACUAGAUCUUGGUCUUCAAGCUGAGGAUGGGUUUGUAUUGAAAGUGGUUCAGUUAGAGGAGCUGAUUCAUGUCAGACACUCUGUGUUUGUAAUUGGUAAUGCUGGAACCGGGAAGAGCAAGAUAUUACGGUCACUCAACAGAACGUACCAGAACAUGAAGAAGAAGCCAUUAUGGCAGGACCUCAACCCAAAGGCUGUCACAAAUGAUGAAUUGUUUGGCUACAUAAACCCAGCGACCAGAGAAUGGAAGGACGGUCUGUUCUCAUGCAUUAUGAGAGACCUCGCUAAUAUAUCAAACGAGAGUCCCAAGUGGAUUGUACUGGAUGGAGACAUUGAUCCAAUGUGGAUUGAAUCACUCAACACUGUCAUGGAUGAUAAUAAAGUGUUAACACUGGCCAGUAAUGAGAGGGUCCCCCUCACUCCUUCAAUGAGGCUA